Molecule: messenger RNA, 222 nt
Organism: Penicillium canescens
Lineage: Eukaryota; Fungi; Ascomycota; Eurotiomycetes; Eurotiales; Aspergillaceae
Exons: 1
Coding region: 1-222 (73 amino acids)
Source: RefSeq, a predicted model, not a curated record
AUGAAGCUUUCCAUGGUUACCAUCGCUAUGAGCGCCAGCUUGGCUCUCGCUACCCCACUCAACCGGCGCAGCGAUGAGUUCACCAAGCGCGCUCUGACUGCUGAGGAGGCUGACGAGAUUACCAGGCGUGCGCUAAAUGCCCAGCAAAUCGGGGAUAAGCGUGCUUUCGCUGGCGAGGAUGGUGUGUAUAUCACCAAGAGCGGUGCUAUGGACUUCCGCUAA